Molecule: messenger RNA, 833 nt
Organism: Musca domestica (house fly)
Lineage: Eukaryota; Metazoa; Arthropoda; Insecta; Diptera; Muscidae
Gene: Roe1
Product: grpE protein homolog, mitochondrial
Exons: 4
Coding region: 130-804 (224 amino acids)
Biological process (GO): protein folding; protein import into mitochondrial matrix
Cellular component (GO): PAM complex, Tim23 associated import motor
Molecular function (GO): adenyl-nucleotide exchange factor activity; protein homodimerization activity; protein-folding chaperone binding
Source: RefSeq, a predicted model, not a curated record
GGCUCUCAGCUGUCAAACGAAUCACAUUGACUUAUUGGACGAGGAGGCUCGAAUUGGUUUUCUUUUGUAGAGGAAAUUAUCAAAUAAAAUCAAAGUUUUUUAAUUAAAUACCAGUGGAAAAGUAUAAAAAUGGCAGCCAAGCAAAUUGUUAAUGCUCAAACUAGUCGCUUUAUCUCAUUGUUGGGCCAACAAACACAAUGGAAAAGUUGCUUCUCAGCGGCUGUUGGCCGUUUAUAUAGCACUGAAAAGACUGCUGAACAAAAGGCUGAAGGCGCUUCGACAGAAGAUUCUGCUGAACAGUUAAAGAAAUUGACCGCCGAUUUGGAGACAGUAAACAAAGAAGUCACCACUUUGAAGGAAAAGAAUGAUGAACUUAUGGACAAAUAUCGUCGCUCCCUGGCCGAUAGUGAAAACUUGCGUGUGCGUUUGAACAAACAGAUUGCCGAUGCCAAAAUCUUUGGCAUUCAAUCGUUCUGCAAAGAUUUGCUGGAAGUUGCCGAUAUUUUGGGUCAUGCAACCAAGGCUGUGCCACAAGAUCAGUUGGAAUCCAAUCCCCAUCUGAAAAACUUGUACGAAGGUCUUACAAUGACAAAUGCAUCGUUGCUGCAAGUGUUCAAACGCCACGGCUUGGAACCCAUGAAUCCACUGAAUGAAAAAUUCAAUCCCAAUAUGCAUGAAGCUCUAUUCCAAAAGAUCGAUGCCUCCGUUGAACCCGACACCGUUGUGGAAGUCACCAAAUUGGGUUACAAAUUACAUGAACGUGUCAUAAGACCAGCUUUGGUUGGUGUAUCGAAGGCUUCAUAAUUCUAAACAACAACAUAGCUCCUAUAUUC